Culex quinquefasciatus (southern house mosquito) is the source of this 1489-nucleotide messenger RNA. RefSeq lists its product as uncharacterized. Bases 92 to 958 code for a protein of 288 amino acids. The record is from RefSeq and is a predicted model, not a curated record. Lineage: Eukaryota; Metazoa; Arthropoda; Insecta; Diptera; Culicidae. The transcript is spliced from 3 exons.
CGAUUGUUGAGCCCACGCCAGUCGCAGUUCGUCGCUUGACGCGGCAGGAGAUCUUCUCUCGGUGUUCGUCGCUUCUCGUUGAUGAGCAAUCAUGUGGGCGGUUUCGGGAGUUACGUUGCGGUUGUGUUUGGUGGCGUUGAUCCUUGCGCGUGUUGAUGCGGUGAAUCCUUCGCCGAAUUUGGACUUUACCGAAGCGGAAGAUUUGAACGAUGAUAAUGGUUUUGUGAGUGUGUACAAGAACUAUCCCAAGAUCCAGGUGACGGUCGAUACUUCGAAGUUGAAGCGUGUCGCGCAGCCGGAAAGUGACGAUAGCAGUUCGGGGAGUUCCGGAAGUUCGGGCUCGGAAUCGGUCGAACGGCAAACUGUUGGAGUGCGCACCGACAUCACGAUCGAAAUAUCCGAGGAGUCCAUCAAUGAAACGAACACCGUUGAUGGAAAAAUAGAUACCGGAAAAAAGGAUGGACCAUCUACUGGGGGAAGAAAGGAUGGCAAGGGAGGUGUGGACGAUGAUAAUGCCAGUGUGCCAGUGUUCAAAGGGAUGGGAGGUAUUCCGACUAAGGGAAAACCUACCAAGCCAAUAUCGCCAAAUGAUGUGAAUGAUAACAGACCGAUUGUGACAGUAAGGCCACCUGUCGUCACAUACGGACAUAGAACGGAUGACCGCAAGCCGCCAGGACCUCAUGAAGGAUGGAACCGAUUUCAACCGGUAGGAGUGUGGACUACCGAGAGACCAUACUUGCGGAGGAUCGAUUAUGAUUUUAGAGGCAAUCCCGUGUACGUUAAAACGUACGUACCGUACCACGCCACUCAUCAUCAGGACGCAAACGGAAGCUGGAAACCGUGCUACUGCAACGUUUACCAACCCUGGGAUCGUGCUCCGUCCAACCCGGUGCUCCCGACUCCUCGACGAAAGGUCGACGACAAGGUGGACAUACCCUACAAACAGCACCGAGAUUAGGGGAUAGUAUUUUUUAGUGUUAUAUGUUAAGAAGGUUUUUUUUUAUGUAAAUAAGGAAAAAAUAUAAACUCAGUAAGAAAUUAAAAGUCUAUAGAUACGUGUCCAUCGCUGUAGUACAGCCUAGAACGACGCGACAUCUUCCAUACUGCGAUCACUCAUUUCUGAAUAAACUCAGUUGAUAACGAUCGUGAUACUACGACGUCUAAGCAGACGUGGAUUCAAAUGAGUUGGUCGCGGAUUCUCAGUUACGCUAGAAUUUCAGCCGGUUGACGUGCUCGACACAUUAGUUCUGCUAAGAAAAUGAGAAUUUCAACGUUUUGGAUUAUACUGGUUGCAUUUUUCUUUGGUGUUAUGUCAGCACCACAGAUCAAUUUUGAAAAUCAUCACUCGAAUAUGGAUCAAAUGGAAGUAGAGGACCCAAUGAUGGUUUCGUGUGAUCGCACACCCGAAGUAAUGGUUUCCAUGGAAGAUGAGCCGACAAAUAAUCUACGUAAAGUAUCAACAAAUGAAUAAAGUUAAUUGCUUGAAUUA